AGUGGGUGGGGAGUGUUGUUAACCGGGGUCGCCUCCGCAGUCGCGGGGUUUGAGCGGGCUCGCGGCGCUGGGCUCCUGGUCCCGAGGCCAGGGCAAUGUUCCGCACCGCCGUGAUGAUGGCGGCCAGCCUGGCGCUGACCGGGGCCGUGGUGGCUCAUGCCUACUACCUCAAGCACCAGUUCUACCCCACCGUGGUGUACUUGACCAAGUCUAGCCCCAGCAUGGCAGUCCUGUACAUCCAGGCCUUCGUCCUUGUCUUCCUCUUGGGCAAGGUGAUGGGCAAGGUGUUCUUCGGACAGCUGAGGGCAGCAGAGAUGGAGCAUCUUCUGGAACGCUCCUGGUAUGCUGUCACUGAGACUUGUCUGGCCUUCACUGUUUUUCGGGAUGACUUCAGCCCCCGCUUUGUUGCGCUCUUCACUCUCCUUCUCUUCCUCAAGUGUUUUCACUGGCUGGCUGAGGACCGUGUGGAUUUUAUGGAACGCAGCCCCAAUAUCUCCUGGCUCUUUCACUGCCGCAUUGUCUCCCUUAUGUUCCUCCUGGGUAUCCUGGACUUCCUCUUCGUCAGCCAUGCCUAUCACAGCAUCCUGACCCGUGGGGCCUCUGUGCAGCUGGUGUUUGGCUUUGAGUAUGCCAUCCUGAUGACUAUGGUGCUCACCAUCUUCAUCAAGUACGUGCUGCACUCUGUGGACCUCCAGAGCGAGAAUCCCUGGGACAAUAAGGCCGUGUACAUGCUCUACACGGAGCUGUUUACAGGCUUUAUCAAGGUUCUGCUGUACAUGGCUUUCAUGACCAUCAUGAUCAAGGUGCACACUUUCCCUCUCUUUGCCAUCCGGCCUAUGUACCUGGCCAUGAGGCAGUUCAAGAAAGCUGUGACAGAUGCCAUCAUGUCUCGCCGAGCUAUCCGCAACAUGAACACACUGUAUCCAGACGCCACCCCAGAGGAACUCCAGGCGAUGGACAAUGUCUGCAUCAUCUGCCGAGAAGAGAUGGUGACUGGUGCCAAGAGACUGCCCUGCAACCACAUUUUCCACACCAGCUGCCUGCGCUCCUGGUUCCAGCGGCAGCAGACCUGCCCCACCUGCCGUAUGGAUGUCCUUCGGGCGUCGCUGCCGACCCAGUCACCGCCGCCCCCUGAGCCCGCGGAUCAGGGGCCACCACCUGCCCCCCACCCCCCGCCACUCCUGCCCCAGCCCCCCAACUUCGCCCAGGGCCUCCUGCCUCCCUUCCCUCCAGGCAUGUUCCCGCUGUGGCCCCCCAUGGGCCCCUUUCCUCCUGUCCCACCUCCCCCCAGCUCCGGAGACGCUGUGGCCCCUCCGUCCACCAGUGCAGCCCUUUCUCGGCCCAGUGGAGCAGCCACAACCACAGCUGGUUCUGCUGCCUCUGCCCCAGCACCUGGCUCGGCCUCCGCCCCUGACGCUGGCCCCGCCCCAGGCUUCCCCUUCCCUCCCCCCUGGAUGGGCAUGCCACUGCCUCCACCCUUUGCCUUCCCCCCGAUGCCUGUGCCUCCUGCCGGCUUUGCUGGGCUGACCCCAGAGGAGCUGCGGGCUCUGGAAGGCCACGAGCGGCAGCACCUGGAGGCCCGGCUACAGAGCCUGCGCAACAUCCACACGCUGCUGGAUGCCGCCAUGCUGCAGAUCAACCAGUACCUCACCGUGCUCGCCUCCCUCGGGCCCCCCCGGCCUGCCACCUCAGCCAACCCCACUGAGGAGACUGCCCCUACAGCUGUCGCUGCCGCCUUCUCCACCAGCACCCCCAGCUCUGAGGCCACCACCCCAUCCCUGGGAGCCUCCCCACCAGCCCCUGAACCUGAAAAGCCUCCAGCUCCUGAGUCCGCGGGCACCGAGGAGCUGCCUGAGGAUGGGGAGCCUGACGCAGCAGAGCUCCGCCGCCGUCGCCUGCAGAAGUUGGAGUCCCCUGUUGCCCACUGACACUGCCCCAGUCCUGGCCCCUGCCCCCACUCUUGAGCAGUCCUCGCUGGAACAUGUCCUGCCACCAAGUGCCAGCUCCCUCUCUAUCUGCACCAGGGAGUAGUAACCCCCAGCUCUGAGACAGAGGAGGUGGCAUCUGACCAAGUGGAAAGAGGCCUGAGGCCCCAGUUGACUCCAGCCCUUACAGUCCCGGGCAGCCAUGGGGAUCUUGGGUCAGUUCCAGCCUUCCUCUCCAACCCUUCAGCCCUGUGUUCUGCUGGGGCCACGAAGGCAGAAAGGUGCAGUGUCUGAGAAGCCCUCUGACCCCCCCCAACCCCCUGUCCGGGAGAAGGGGAGCCCCUCCGAGCCCCCCUUGUGUGUGGAGUCACGCUGCAGUGCCGAACAGUAUUAGCUCCCGUUCCCAAGUGUGGACUCAAGGGGCUGGAGGUAGGCCAGGAACUUGCUCCUGGGCCCACCCACCAAGACUGGUACUGAUGUCCUUUUCUUACCUGAACUCCCCAGGAGCCCUUUGUGGUGGUGGCUGUGCCCCUUGUGCCCUGUGGCAUUUCCAUGUCUUACUGGCAACCACACAACUCAGGGAAAGGAGUGUCUGGGGUGGAGGAGCAGGCCAGCAGCACUGAAGGGCCCUGCUCUGCCCCUCCCCCCCAGGCCCUUUUCUCCCUGCAGUUUGUCUAAGGUGAGACUGUCCCUGGUCUCACCCAGCAGCCACUGUGCAGCCUCACUCUAGGCUGAGGGCUCUUGUGUCUGCUUCUGAACCACUGCAAGCCCCAGAACCUACAGAAGGCAACUUCUUAACUUACAGAAUUUUUCUUGAGUUUAGAAGAAUUGGAAUUACUUCCUUGCUAUUGUCUUUUGGCUUAAAUUUUGUCUUUGAAUUUGAAUGCUUGACCCCAGGAAAGGGGAGCAGGAGUGCCAAGCUCCCUGUCUUUCCAGUUUAGAAAAGGCUCUGGGCCAGGUGGGGAUGACAGGAGCCAAGGCGUUGCCUGCCCCUGUCUUUUGCCCCUCGGUGUUGUGUUACAGGAGUUGCUGGAGACAGUUUCAGAUGAUUAUUUAAUUUGUAAAUAUUGUACAAAUUUUAAUAGCUUAAAUUGUAUAUACAGCCAAAUAAAAACUUGCAUUAAUGA
Balaenoptera musculus (blue whale) is the source of this 3052-nucleotide messenger RNA. RefSeq names its product synoviolin 1 (gene SYVN1). Lineage: Eukaryota; Metazoa; Chordata; Mammalia; Artiodactyla; Balaenopteridae. Gene Ontology annotation, cellular component: cytoplasm. The transcript has 16 exons. The coding region runs from base 96 to 1928 and encodes 610 amino acids. The record is from RefSeq and is a predicted model, not a curated record.